Cladocopium goreaui is the source of this 951-nucleotide messenger RNA. Lineage: Eukaryota; Dinophyceae; Suessiales; Symbiodiniaceae. The record is from the annotation of a GenBank genome assembly.
AUGGCGCCCAAGAAGGCCGAGAAGACGAAGGCCGACAAGGCCGAAAAGGCGGCCAAAGCGGUAAAGACCAACGUUGCCAAAAAGGCACCCAUGGUGGCGCGAGUAUUUCUGUUAUUUUUCAAGCAGAAGGUGAAGAAGAUCCGAACCAAGGUUCGCUUCUACAAGCCCAAGACCUUGGAAAAGGCCAGGAAUGGCAAAUACCCUCGAAAGUCCGUGGAGUCUCGAGGGGACAAGCUGGACAAAUACCGCAUCAUCCAGUGCCCUGUGACCACAGAGUCCGCCAUGAAGAAGAUUGAGGAGAUCAACACUUUGGUGUUUUUGGUGGAUGUCAAGGCCACCAAGCCCAAGAUCAAGGACGCUGUGAAGCAGCUCUACGAUGUGAAGUGCGCCAAGGUCAACACCCUCAUCCGCCCUGAUGGGAAGAAGAAGGCUUACGUUCGCUUGACCCAGGACUAUGAUGCCCUGGACGUGGCCAAUCGCAUUGUUCCCGUCGCACGCAGCAUGGCGCCUAAGAAGGCCGACAAGGCCAAGGCCGACAAAGCCGAGAAGGCGGCGAAAGCGGUGAAGACCAGCGUUGGCAAGAAGGUGAAGAAGAUCCGAACCAAGGUUCGCUUCUACAAGCCCAAGACCUUGGAAAAGGCCAGGAAUGGCAAAUACCCUCGAAAGUCCGUGGAGUCUCGAGGGGACAAGCUGGACAAGUACCGCAUCAUCCAGUGCCCUGUGACCACAGAGUCCGCCAUGAAGAAGAUUGAGGAGAUCAACACUUUGGUGUUUUUGGUGGAUGUCAAGGCCACCAAGCCCAAGAUCAAGGACGCUGUGAAGCAGCUCUACGAUGUGAAGUGCGCCAAGGUCAACACCCUCAUCCGCCCUGAUGGGAAGAAGAAGGCCUACGUUCGCUUGACCCAGGACUACGAUGCUCUGGACGUGGCCAAUCGCAUCGGCAUCAUCUGA